UUUUCGAGCACGGUAGGAUCUAUUCCACUCUUUUUAAGCUUCCGUUCCUGACUCCCAGGCGGCCAGGCCCAAGAGCUAUUUUUUGGAACCCUAGCUCACGACUGCUCUCCUUUUCGGCUCUUCUGUGAUUGGUCCAAGAUGAAGCUCGUCAGGUUUCUGAUGAAGCUGAGCAACGAAACUGUCUCGAUUGAGCUCAAGAACGGGACCAUUGUCCAUGGCACCGUCACCGGUGUGGAUAUCAGCAUGAACACACACUUGAAGACUGUGAAACUAACAUUCAAGGGGAAAAAUCCUGUUUCCCUUGAUCACCUCAGUGUGAGAGGCAAUAACAUUCGGUACUAUAUCCUACCUGACAGCCUGAACCUUGAGACUUUACUUGUCGAGGAAACACCUCGGGUGAAGCCGAAAAAGCCUACUGCUGGGAGAUCACUGGGCCGUGGUCGUGGCCGGGGGCGCGGUCGUGGACGAGGCCGUGGUCGUUAGCCUCAUCAAUUUUCAGAUUUUAUUUCUGCAUCAGCUUAUGUUCAAAUACCUUGCUGUUAUUGUCAAUACUAUUUAUGCUCAAGACAGCAAGCAAGGCUGUUUUAGCUCCAAGGAAACUCCGAUAUUUUAAUUAGCCAAACCUCAAAUCCACCAGAAGUCAUCAUGGAUUUUGGUUUUAGCUUUUUUUGGCGGUUUGUAAAGUGUGUUCUUGUUGGAUUAGCUGAUAUUUAACUUAUCCUGCAAUUUAAUCUUGUUCUUUGUAUCUAGUAUGAUAGUAUCUUCAUUUUUUA
Zingiber officinale is the source of this 773-nucleotide messenger RNA. Its product is annotated as small nuclear ribonucleoprotein SmD1a-like. Gene Ontology annotation, molecular function: RNA binding. Lineage: Eukaryota; Viridiplantae; Streptophyta; Magnoliopsida; Zingiberales; Zingiberaceae. The transcript is spliced from 4 exons. The record is from RefSeq and is a predicted model, not a curated record. Gene Ontology annotation, biological process: spliceosomal snRNP assembly; RNA processing. Gene Ontology annotation, cellular component: catalytic step 2 spliceosome; U1 snRNP; U5 snRNP. Bases 139 to 483 code for a protein of 114 amino acids.